Molecule: messenger RNA, 5512 nt
Organism: Phacochoerus africanus (Common warthog)
Lineage: Eukaryota; Metazoa; Chordata; Mammalia; Artiodactyla; Suidae
Gene: UBA6
Product: ubiquitin like modifier activating enzyme 6
Biological process (GO): protein sumoylation
Cellular component (GO): cytoplasm; SUMO activating enzyme complex
Molecular function (GO): SUMO activating enzyme activity
Source: RefSeq, a predicted model, not a curated record
CCUCGCGGCCCCGCCCCCUUCCCUGCCUACGGUGGUCAGCGGCUGCAGAGUCUCAGGAGACUAUGGAGGUGCCUCAGCCGGUGGCCACACAACAGGGAGAAGAGGCAUCCUGCUCCUCUUGGGGGCCCGGCAGUGUGAAUACAAAUUUGCCCAUCAUGCCAACAGAAUCUGUGGAGAUCGAUGAUGCAUUAUACAGUCGACAGAGGUAUGUUCUUGGAGACACAGCAAUGCAGAAGAUGGCCAGGUCCCAUGUUUUCUUAAGUGGUAUGGGCGGUCUCGGUUUGGAAAUUGCAAAGAAUCUUGUUCUUGCAGGACUUAAGGCACUUACAAUUCAUGAUACAGAAAAAUGCCAAGCAUGGGAUCUAGGAACAAACUUCUUUCUCUGUGAAGAUGAUGUUGUUAAUUCAAGAAACAGGGCCGAAGCUGUACUUCAGCAUAUUGCAGAAUUAAAUCCAUAUGUUCAUGUCACAUCAUCUUCUGUUCCUUUAAAUGAAAGCACAGAUCUCUCCUUCUUAGAUAAAUACCAGUGUGUAGUAUUGACCGAGAUCAAACUUCCCUUGCGGAAGAAGAUCAAUGACUUUUGCCGUUCUCAGUGCCCUCCAAUUAAGUUCAUCUGUGCAGAUGUACAUGGAGUUUGGUCACGGUUGUUUUGUGAUUUUGGUGAUGAAUUUGAAGUUCUAGAUACAACAGGAGAAGAACCAAAAGAAAUUUUCAUUUCAAAUAUAACGCAAGCUAACCCUGGCAUUGUCACUUGCCUUGAAAAUCAUCCUCACAAACUUGAAACAGGACAAUUCCUAACAUUUCGAGAAAUUAAUGGAAUGACAGGCUUAAAUGGAUCUACACAACAAAUAACUGUGAUAUCACCAUUUUCUUUUAGCAUUGGUGAUACUACAGGGCUGGAACCUUAUUUACAUGGAGGCAUCGCUGUUCAAGUUAAGACUCCUAAAACAUUUUGCUUUGAACCAUUAGAGAAGCAGAUAAAACAUCCAAAGUGCCUUAUUGCGGAUUUUAGCAAACCUGAGGCAUCUUUAGAGAUUCACUCAGCCAUGCUUGCUUUGGACCAGUUUCAGGAGAACUAUAGUCGCAAGCCAAAUAUUGGGUGCCAACAAGAUUCAAAGGAGCUUCUGAAAUUAGCAACGUCUAUAUGUGAAACCUUGGAAGAGAAGCCUGAGGUAAAUAAUGACAUUGUGCGUUGGCUUUCUUGGACUGCCCAGGGCUUUUUGCCCCCACUUGCUGCAACAGUAGGAGGUCUUGCCAGCCAAGAAGUAUUGAAAGCUGUGACAGGAAAGUUCUCUCCUUUGUGCCAGUGGUUGUACAUUGAAGCAGCAGAUAUUGUCGAAUCCCUAGACAAACCUGAACGUGAAGAAUUUCUCCCACGAGGAGAUAGAUAUGAUGCCUUAAGAGCCUGCAUUGGAGACACUUUGUGUCAGAAGCUACAAAAUCUAAAUAUCUUUCUAGUAGGGUGUGGAGCCAUAGGCUGUGAAAUGUUAAAAAAUUUUGCUUUGCUUGGUGUUGGCACAGGCAAAGAGAAGGGAAUGGUUACAGUAACAGAUCCUGACUUGAUAGAAAAAUCUAACUUGAAUAGACAGUUCCUCUUUCGUCCUCAUCACAUACAGAAACCUAAAAGCUAUACUGCAGCUGAUGCAACCCUGAAAAUAAAUCCUCAAUUAAAGAUAGAUGCACACUUGAACAAAGUAUGUUCAGCCACUGAGGCCAUUUACAAUGAUGAGUUCUAUACUAAGCAGGAUAUAAUUAUUACAGCGUUAGAUAAUGUGGAAGCCAGGAGAUAUGUAGACAGCCGUUGCUUAGCAAAUCUGCGGCCUCUCUUAGAUUCUGGAACAAUGGGCACUAAGGGACACACUGAAGUUAUUGUACCUCAUUUAACUGAAUCCUAUAAUAGUCAUCGAGAUCCCCCAGAGGAGGAAAUACCAUUUUGUACCUUAAAGUCCUUUCCAGCUGCUAUCGAACACACCAUACAAUGGGCAAGAGAUAAGUUUGAAAGUUCCUUUUCAUACAAGCCUUCGUUGUUUAACAAAUUUUGGCAAACCUAUUCAUCUGCAGAAGAAGUCUUACAGAAAAUACAAACUGGACAUAGUUUAGAAGGCUGUUUUCAAGUUAUUAAGUUACUUAGCAGAAGACCUCGAAAUUGGACCCAGUGUGUAGAAUUAGCAAGAUUAAAGUUUGAAAAAUAUUUUAAUCAUAAGGCUCUUCAGCUUCUUCACUGUUUCCCUCUGGACACACGAUUAAAAGAUGGCAGUUUGUUUUGGCAGUCACCAAAGAGGCCCCCCUCUCCAUUAAAAUUUGAUCUAAAUGAACCUUUGCACUUGAGUUUCCUUCUGAAUGCUGCAAAAUUAUAUGCUACAGUCUAUUGCAUUCCAUAUACAGAAGAGGACUUAUCGGCAGACACCCUGUUGAAUAUUCUUUCUGAAGUAAAGAUUCAGGAAUUCAAACCUUCCAACAAGGUUGUUCAAACAGAUGAAACUGCAAGGAAACCAGACCAUGUUCCUAUUAGCAGUGAAGACGAGAGGAAUGCUAUUUUCCAACUGGAAAAGGCUGUUUCAUCUAAUGAAGCUACUGCAAGUGACCUUCAGAUGGCAGUGCUUUCAUUUGAAAAAGAUGAUGAUCGUAAUGGACACAUAGAUUUCAUCACAGCUGCAUCAAAUCUUCGUGCCAAAAUGUAUAGCAUUGAACCAGCUGACCGUUUGAAAACAAAGCGCAUAGCAGGUAGAAUUAUACCUGCUAUAGCAACAUCCACUGCUGCAGUUUCUGGCUUGGUUGCAUUGGAAAUGAUCAAAGUAGCUGGUGACUAUCCAUUUGAAGCAUAUAAAAAUUGUUUCCUUAAUCUAGCCAUUCCAAUUAUAGUGUUUACAGAGACAUCUGAAGUAAGAAAAACUGAAAUCAGAAAUGGAAUAUCAUUUACAAUUUGGGACAGAUGGACUAUACAUGGAAAAGAAGAUUUCACCCUCUUGGAUUUCAUAAAUGCAGUCAAAGAGAAGUAUGGAAUUGAGCCAACAAUGGUGGUACAGGGAGUCAAAAUGCUUUAUGUUCCUGUAAUGCCUGGUCAUGCAAAAAGAUUGAAGUUAACAAUGCAUAAACUUGUGAAACCUUCUACUGAAAAGAAAUAUGUGGAUCUUACUGUGUCGUUUGCUCCAGAUACUGAUGGUGAUGAAGAUUUACCUGGACCUCCAGUAAGAUACUACUUUAGUCAUGACACUGAUUAACAGAAGUUGUCUUAAAUUUAGGAUUACUUAAUGUUGGAAAGAAUGCACUUCAUUCAGGAGCUAAAAAAGUCAGUUUGUAAUGGUAUGGAUUUCUCUUUGAUGAAGCCUUAAUUUAAGGGAAACAUCAGUAGAAAACCACAGUGAAGAAUUAUAAAGCAUGUUGAAGCAUACUAUACACUUGUGUAGUGCAUCAUAUGUGGAUGUGAUCACAAGCAACUUUGAACUGGAAUGCCAUUUUUUAAUGCUUACAAAAAUAUUUGUGUAUUAACCUCUUUGGACGAAAAAAAGGAAAAAUAGCUAUCCAAGACCAGAAGAGAUAAAAGAUCAAGAAACUGAAAGUAACAAAUGGAGCUAUCCAAAAGGUUUCAUCCUGUUUUAUGAAUUUCUCUUUGUUUAGUAUUUGAGGCCCGUGUUUCUAUACAGAUAGUGUUUGGCUCCCUGUACCCUUCAUGGUGAGGCUUUGACUUUAACACCAGUGGGUAGAGGAGGGGUGGUAGAAGUGGAUGAAUAGUAGACAUUUGAAAUGUACAGUUACAGAUUACUGUCCUGUUACCUCUGAUGAGUUAACCAGAGUUUCUAUCACUGCCUCCUCAGAAUCAGGAUCUUUGUUGAACACAUCAAAUGACAGGUGUUAACCAGAACUAAAUGUUAACAUAUUUUUUGGACUCUGAUAGGCCUCUUAGAGAAUCCGUGAAUGUGAACACAUAAACACGGCUAGUCAUUUAAUUCUUCAGUAUGCCUUCUGAUGUGGUCAUUUUAUUUAUUUGGAACUCUAAACCUGAUUGUCAUAGCAUAUAAGACUAAAAGACUUUGUAAAGGGAGUUGUCCUUAGAAGUAGAUGAAAAAUAGAAAUUAAAAAAUUAUCACUAGUUGAGUCUUGAUUUUUUUCUUCCAGCAACCUAAUGGACAGAAAAAAAAACUAAUAUUUUAUUUUAAAAGGAAAUGUAUUAAUUUAAUUCUACAUUCCCAGAAAGGGAAUUGAUGAAGAUAAAAUUUUAUUUUUUUAGGUCUUUGUGAUAGAAACUUUCUGUUUUCUGAAAUGAGCUAUUGCAGAUGUUCAUAGAAAUGCUUUCAUUAAGAUGACAUAAAGUGUGCUCAGCACUGUCAACUUAGUGAAAACACCAAGUAUUUAUUCUUUUUCUAAGGCUAUCAUGCAUUCUAAAGCAAUUUUAUAACUGCAAAGUCAUUUCCCUUUAGCUGCUUGUCUUCUGUUCAGACCAUGAAUAGGUACUUCAAUAAAUUAAAAACUAGAUUCACAUUAGUAUUACUCCAAUUUGAUAUCUUUUUAUAUUCUCUACUUAACUUUUAUUCCACUUAUGAAUAGUUUAAAUUACUUAGCCAACUGUAUUGUUUCAUUCUUUUGUAAAACUAUCAUCUAAUUGGGAAAAUAAUUUAGGAGUGAAGGGUGAAUUUGUAUGAUUAAUUGAUAACCUGUGGAGUUCUCUUGUGAUGCAGCAGGUUAGGAAUCUUGUGUUGUCAUUGCAGCAAUUUGGGUCGCUGGUGUGGCACGGGUUUGAUCCCUGGCCCAGGAACUUCUGCAUGCUGAAAGUGCAGCCGAGAAAGAAAAAUAAUAAUAAAUAAAUAAAGGGUAAUCUGUGCAUUUGGAAAUGAGGAUAAGUGAACAGGAUGCAUUUAAAGAAAUUGGCUGCCUUCAAAAUAAUUAAUUUUGAUUCAUCAAUCAUACCCACUCCCAUCAUGUAUAUUGCAAGUAUAAUGCUUAAAACUAAUAUUACUUAAAAAUAAAUCCAGGAAUAUCAAAACUCUGUGGCUUAGAGCUUUAGAGACUAGCAAUAAGACUUUUCUAUAAGAAUCCUGUUUGCCACUUUUCUGUUUUGUACUCUGAUAGUAACUCAUAUUUUCCAGGUAGGCAUUCAGUAAUUCUCUAGUUGUGAUCUGAGAGCUUACUUAUAUUUGGUCUAAAUCUCCACAUCUCUUUAGAAAUAAAUUUAGAACAGAACCAAGUUAUCAAUUCUUAUUCAGUGCUUUUAGCAGAUAUCAACAAAAUCAACAAAGCUUAAGUUCAUUUUGUGAUGAAGGCUGAAACCAUAUUCUCAUAGCUUUUUUUUCCUAUAGGUAAUAUUUAUUGCCAUUAAUUUCUUCUUUUUAGUUCUACUAACCUGGAAAGCCAGUGUGAAUUUAGUGAUGGUUUUUUUCAUUAUCUAUUUUGUUUAUUUCUGUACCAUGAGAUCACUGCUGGUAAUUGAAAUAUCAGGUGCAAAAAUGAAUGAUUUGAUUUUGUACAGUACCAAUGAGUAAUUUUUUACCUAUUAAAAAUAAAUUAAGAAAUUUGA